CUACAGUGGAUUUGGAAAAAUAUUAGCUGCAGUCAGAGUGGACAUUAUUGAUCUGGUCCAGUGAAGUUGGCAAACCCUUACAGCUGUCAAUCCGCAGCCUCCCACGUGGUCAGCAGGGCGGGCGCAUCUUAACUAGUUGAACUUGCAACUUUUUAGGGAGACAAACAAUUGGCCCUGUUGGUAGUUGCAAUUGCAGGUCCACGUACGAUACUCCCCGACAGGAAGCAACGACCUGCUAGUUGGUUGGCGCCGCUUCUCUGGUUUUCUGGACAUCCAGAUCGCUCCCAUCUGUGCCUGGCGUAAACCCGUUGCGCACUGCUGCUGCCUCUUCCCAGACUAAUUUGAGACAGCGCUUUGAACCCCGAGUGUUCUGGAGUUAGAGUUGUGAAUGUGUUAGGUGCGCUGCUUAGUUUGUCCUCGGAGCCUGAUCACAGUUUGGUUACAAAACUGCACCAGCAAAACAAGCUAUUUUCUUUUCAUUAAGAGGACUUUGAAGCAGGAUUUCAGCAUGGAUACAGACAGCGAUUCUAUCGGGGAAAGUAAGCCGGUGUGUCAGUGUACGCCCAAGUCCCUGGUCCAGCGGUGGCUUUCGGGUUUUCCCAUCGCUCUGUGUUUGCUGAUGUCCCUGAGCUCCGUCACCGUGUGUCUUCUGAUGAGCUUCAGGACCUACCAGCUGGAGAACCGGCUGCAGAUGGAGAUGGACAAAGCGUCCAGCUUCCACCCGCAGCACAGGGUCUUUCUAAACGAAGAUGGGACCCUAAUUCCAGAGCUGAGCACACCAAUAGGGAGGCUCGUGGAAGAGAAAGUGGUGGUGCUGAUGCCGAAAUUGCGGACAACUAGGGAUGUUGGCCAAGAGUGCUCCUGUCCUCCAGGACCUCCAGGAAAGCGUGGAAGGAUGGGAAGAAGAGGGGAACCUGGACCUCCUGGCAAGGCUGGACGGGAUGGAUACCCGGGUCCUCUUGGCUUGGAUGGGAAACCAGGUUUACAAGGUCCCCAGGGAAGCCAGGGACCAGCCGGACCCAAGGGAGAAAAGGGUGACCAAGGAGACGUUGGGCCAAGGAUGGUCUUCCCCCGAUAUGACCAUAGCUUUCUCUCUGGAGAGCAGUCCAGCAGCUUUCAGAGACGCUUUCUGAAGGGUGACCAAGGCCAAGCUGGACCUGCUGGUCCUCCCGGUCCCCCAGGUCCUCCUGGUCCCCGAGGCCCCCCUGGGAACACAGGCAAGGACGGGCCUCGUGGCCCUGCUGGAGAGCCGGGUUUUCCAGGUCGCGAUGGCGCUGAGGGGCCUCAAGGAUUACCUGGGAAGCCGGGAGAAAAUGGUGAGCCUGGAUAUGCAGGACCACAGGGUCCUCCGGGAGCAAAGGGUGAACCAGGUAUGGGUGAAAAAGGAGAGAGAGGCAUGGAUGGACUCCCAGGAUUAAAGGGAGACAAAGGAGAAAUAGGAGAGCAAGGACCACAGGGACACAUGGGUUAUCCUGGUGAAAAAGGCGCUACAGGCUCCUCAGACAUUAUUGACUUCAAUGGGAAGCUUCUAGAUGCUUUCCAGGCCAUCAACACCAUCAGUGUUUCGGGCCCACCUGGACCACCUGGACCCCCAGGCCCAAUGGGGGAAAAGGGUGAGCUUGGUUUGCCUGGACCAGCAGGAGUUGAUGGGGAGAAGGGACCUAAAGGUGACAUUGGUGAGACAGGACCACCUGGCGAGAGAGGAGAGAAGGGAGAAAUGGGGCUCUCUGGGCCUGCUGGUAUGGACGGACAGAAAGGAGAGAAAGGCGACUGCAGAAUGGAUGACAACCUGGUUCAGAUGAUUUCCCAGCCAGGCCCACCUGGCCCGCCUGGUCCACCAGGGGUUCCUGGGUCCCCUGGAUCCACGGGGCUGCACGGGAUGCCUGGUCCUAAGGGUGAGCCUGGAUUCGGGAUGAAGGGAGAGAAGGGGGACGUUGGUGCUCCUGGACUCAAAGGAUUAGUCGGCCCCCAGGGCAUACCUGGGUCUGCAGGGUUAGUGGGUCUUCCAGGUGCAAAGGGAGAAAAAGGCAGACCAGGGGAGCCUGGGCUAGAUGGUUUCCCAGGUCUGAUGGGAGACAAAGGUGACCGAGGGGAAAGAGGAGAGAAAGGUGACAGGGGAGCAGUGGGAAAGAGGGGUCUAAAGGGCCAGAAAGGGGAGCAGGGUCCUCCAGGCCUGGACCAGCCUUGUCCUGUGGGAUGUGGUGAGAUUAAAGGUCUGUCUGAGAAGGCGGGGCUUUCUUCCCCUUCACUUGCUCCUCUUCCUCCUUCCGGCCCUGAGGCCCCCUGUCCUGUGGGACAUGAUGGGCUUCCCAUACCAGGCUGCUGGCAUAAGUGAUGACUAACCAGCAGCAUGGAAUCUGUACAUAUUGUUAUGGUAUAUAUUGGAAUUGAAUACUACACCAACAACCCGCUCCCUUGUUUUCCCGUUUUUUUUUUCAUAAAACGUUUUAUAUAAUAUAUUGAAUUUUUUUUAACAAGGACAUUUUUGAUUUCUGCAGUAUUAUGAACACUUUUUUAAACUCUAGAGAGCCAGUGUUUUGUUUUGUUUUUGAAUGGAGCCACGGUUUUAAAGAGAAGAAACUGAACUGGCAGUGGGGCUCUUACUUUGAAGGACAUUCCAUAUGAAGAAGUGUUGGAGUGCCUUGACAGUCUAGCUGCCUUACUAACAAAGUCUGACUUGCUGCCUGAUGGUAAUCAUGGAUGCUGUAUGGAUAUGACAGUGUGUGUACUCACCCAGUCUCACGGAUGGAUGGGUGGAUGCUUGGCUUGAUGGACAGAUCUCUUGGCUGUGGCAAAUGGAGGAGUGUGGGUCAGUACUCUCUUCUCUCUCUUUCUGUUUUCGAAAAGGAGGAAAUGGCAAGACAGAAGCUUAAACGCAAGCGUCUCUCUCAGCCCUGAAGGGGUGCGGGGUGCGGUGGAGAACAGACAUGCAGACAAGCAGAGAGCACCAGGGGCAGAUUGGCCUUAACGAAGCAUAGGCGAGUCAUGUGAUGCCCCAGUGUCAUACUGAACACUCAAAUCCUCCAAAAUGGAAACUCUCCAGGAGGGGGCAACGGAGAACACUGCAUUUCCACAUUUACCGGAGAAGAAAAGACACACCUGCGGCUGAUGAUGUUGCGCAAAAGUUUGAUAACCAGUGGAAGUUAUUUGGGAGUCACUGACGUCACUGGCACAUAAGGAAAGGUUAACUGCAUUGAACAUGUUGUGGUGAUCUCUUGUAUGGCUCUUUUGUAAAAGGUUUUCACUAAUUAAAUGCAUGAUCAUAACAAGGCAUGGUGUUGUUUAGCAUCCUGACAGCUUGUCUGAUUUGUGGUCCCUCAUUGAAACCUCAAACGACAUUAGAUUCGUUUUCAUUGGCAAUAAGCAGCAUUUAAUAAUCUUUCCAUUUGAACAAGCUCACUCAGUCAGUAAGUCAACCUUUUUUAUGACUUACACUUGUGUGUUUGUUUUAUUAUGUUAUAUUCUUACCUAUUUCUGUCCAGUUCCAUUUUGCAUUCCGGUGCAUUGCCAUGUCUGUGAAAAAUAUAGAUUGUGAAACUUCAAGGCCAGAUUUGAAGGAACCAUUUACAGUAUUCAUGAUAAACCAGUGUUUCCUUGACGAAUGAUUGCCAAUCAAAUAAUUUCCCUAAUAAUUUUAAGUGCAACUGAUGCAUUAUGAAUGAUCAUUAUUUUCUUUUAAUCGCUGAUGAAGACAUAUUUAAUCAUUGUUGCCAUUUUUUCUGGACAACAGUGUAAGUUCUUGCUGCUGACUUAAAUGUGUGUUGUUUGUUUGAUAUUUUUGAAUCAAUAUUAGUCAUUUGGACUGAAGGACUAACAGACUUAAGUAUGAAAUUUUAAUCAAAUGUAUGCACAACCAUUGUUUUGGGGGGUAUUUAUGCUUUUUUUAUGCAGCAAUACACCUUAGCACAAUGGUUUACAACUGUCAUUUAUUUUGGAUUUUGUGUGUUGUUUCAAUUAUCACAAAAUGUUUUAGUCUUUGCUAUCUGAUGACUUUUAUUGGUUUGUUUUUGGUCUUUGUAAUACAUUUUUCUCAGACGGAAUCAUUUCUUGGUGCUUAAAUAUUUCUAUAUACCUGUUUAAAGCUCAACUCUGCAUAUUCAUAUGCAAAACCACACACAUGUCCACAAAUACACAUGCAUUAUUGCUUAAAGAAAUGUUGAACAUACAGGGAAAAAACAAGUUUUACUUGGGUUUGCUGGGUUACUAUUUUCAAAUAUUUGGCCGCAUGUAUACAGGACAGAGAUUACACACGAGUGGAGUGGACAUCUCUACGUGUCUUAAUUGCCGUUUUUGAUACAAUAUGAAUAACAUUAAGCAAAUAUCUUUUUUUAAGGCAGAAUACAUAUUCAGGUUAAUUUAUAACAUGUUCAUUGUUAGCCUGAAUAUGAAUAAUCAUGUUUUAUUGGUUGAUUAUCUUCAGUCACCACCAACAACAAUACAGGCUACUAAACUAAUUCAAUUUCAUUUCUAAUUCAAAUUCUUGCCCACUAUUAUUGCAACAUUUGAACAUUUCAAACAGGGUCAGUAUUAACGUUUUGAUUGACACAAACGGACAUGUGGUUUGUGAAAAAGUGAAAAUGGUAUUUGCUUUUCCACUUCUGUAAUUAGUUCAAACAGUGAAAACACACAGUCCAUUGGUAAUGCUGACUUACUUCUUUGUAAUUACAAAUAUCCACUAUACACAUUAUGUUACACUAGUCAUGAUGUAGGCUUCAUAUCCCUUCAGGGGAAAUUCCUAUUUUGGUCUGAAAUGAUGAAAUGUAACAUAACAUCUUAUCAGCUUUAUUUUUGAAAAGAUCAUUUUACAGUAAGAGCCAAAGUUCAACAACUGACUUCACACAAAACUAUUUUCAUAUAAACAGGAUAAAUAUGAUGUCACGUCCCGCUAAAUGUUUUAACUUUGGAUGGGUUUUGUAAAAAAGAUCCGUGCUUCCCAUGUUAAACCUAUACUGCACUACUCAUUUAUGAAGUCAAAAGUAUUUCAGCAACAUUUUCUAUAAAACAAAAAUCUGUUUAACAGUCGCAUAUCAUUAAGCUAAAAUAGAAUAGCUGAGUGUACUGAAAGCUGGAUGGUUCAACUGUAAACCACACAAUUCUUAGCAUUAUUUCACUGGAGGCUGAUGGUUAUCUGUCACUUAACAUUAUCAUAUGUGUUUAUUUCUUUUGCAGAUUCUGUCAGUUUCAAUUUUUGGACUAAAUGGAGUCAGUAAAUGGUACAAUGUCGGAAUACAGUUUGGUGUGUUAGCAAGUCAUAAAUCACAGUAUUAGCUUGACUUUGUGAGAAUGUGGUUUUUUUUGGUUGUGUAUUUGGUUGUAAAAGAAUUAAGCUAUUUUUGUAAUUGUCUAAAAAUGUAUAACAUGAAAUCUGGUCAAUUAAACUUGUAGACUGAAGUAAA
Micropterus salmoides (largemouth bass) is the source of this 5396-nucleotide messenger RNA. RefSeq names its product collagen type XXIII alpha 1 chain a (gene col23a1a). NCBI's taxonomy places the organism in Eukaryota, Metazoa, Chordata, Actinopteri, Centrarchiformes, Centrarchidae. The record is from RefSeq and is a predicted model, not a curated record. Bases 509 to 2335 code for a protein of 608 amino acids. The transcript is spliced from 32 exons.